Lodderomyces oxycetoniae is the source of this 2751-nucleotide messenger RNA. It is a transcript of the gene GPI7, whose product is annotated as mannose-ethanolamine phosphotransferase. The transcript has a single exon. Gene Ontology annotation, biological process: GPI anchor biosynthetic process. The record is from RefSeq and is a predicted model, not a curated record. Gene Ontology annotation, cellular component: endoplasmic reticulum membrane. The coding region runs from base 1 to 2751 and encodes 916 amino acids. NCBI's taxonomy places the organism in Eukaryota, Fungi, Ascomycota, Pichiomycetes, Serinales, Debaryomycetaceae.
AUGAUAAAAUCACUAAAACUAGGAUGGGCCCUAUACUUGGUAAUAUCGUUAGCUAAUAUCCUUGGGUUUGUAAUAUUCCUAAAAGGCUUUUUUCCGACAAAGAAGGUACUACCAGGGUUUGGCACCUUUUAUGAAACAGAAGAAGCAAACUCAACCUCGGCGCUUGAUCCUGCUGCUUCGGUUUCUGCUGCCUCUCCUUUCUUGGAUGAAAACGGUUUGCCAAAGUACAACAAAUUCAUUUUAAUGGUUGUCGAUGCCAUGAGAUCGGAUUUUUGUUUUGGCAAGGAUUCCGAAUUUACUUUUUUGCAAAGCUUGAUUUAUCAGGGUAAUGCAAUACCUUUUACUGCUUAUUCAAACCCCCCGACAGUGACCCUACCCAGACUCAAAGGUAUUACAACUGGCGGAACACCAAGCUUUUUGGAUGCAAUUUUGAAUGUUGCUGAUGAUUACGAUAACUCUCAAAGCUUGUUUACUCUGGAUUCAUGGGUACACCAAUUCAAACAACAAAACAAAAGCAUCAAUUUUUUCGGAGAUGAUACAUGGCUAAAGUUGUUUCCGGGACAAUUUGCUGAAUUUGAAGGUACAAAUUCUUUCUUUGUUAGCGAUUUCACAGAGGUUGAUAAUAAUGUUACGCGCCAUUUGGAUCUUCAAUUGAAACCAAACAAUAAUUGGCAUGGCUUAAUCUUACACUACUUGGGCUUGGAUCACAUAGGGCAUAAGGGUGGUCCUGAUUCUGUUUAUAUGAAACCCAAACAAAAGGAAAUGGACGCAAUAGUGAAGAGACUAUAUCAAUUUAUCGAAGAAAAAGAGAAUAAUGACACAUUACUCAUCUUGAUGGGUGAUCAUGGAAUGAACGAAAUUGGAAACCAUGGUGGUUCCUCUUUGGGAGAAACAUCCGCAGCAUUGACAGUGAUUUCGCCAAAACUUGAGAUGAAGAUGAAUAAAUACUCUUCAACAUCACCACAUCCACCACCACAAACUAUCCAGAGCUCAAAAUAUUCCUACUACAAUGAUAUACUUCAAAUCGAUCUAGUACCCACAAUGGCAUGUCUCUUGAAUUUCCCAAUUCCCAAAAACUCACUUGGUGUGAUUCCAAAACAGGUGGUGGAAUUAUGGACAGAGGAGAAGAGACGCUCUAUUUUGUUACAAAACUGUUAUCAAAUAAUGGAGCUUUAUAUUGCUAAAAAUGGAAAGAAGGGGGCGUUGUGGUCUACUUUUCUCGACUUGAAGAGCAAAGUUCUUCCGCUAGAUGCUUAUUACGCCUUUUUGCAUGAUGUACAACAUGAAUUGGCUUCUUCAGCAACUGAGUAUAAUUAUAACGAAAUGUACUUGGGGGUGUUUUUGGUAUCGCUUUCAGCGAUUAUUACCAUUAUAAUAUUUAAUGCUUAUUUUCUUCGUUUCUCCCAUGCCAACUUUGCAAAAGUUGUGUUAUUUCAAGUGUUUACAUUUUUGUAUGCGAUUCAUUUCCAUGGGUCUUCAUUCAUAGAGGAAGAGCACCAAAUUUGGAACUUUGCAACAUCAUUGAUUUUGAUUUAUUGUGGACUAGCAUUUUUCAAUGUCUUUGAGAAAAGAAACAAGGUUUUUACAUUAUUGUUCUUGUUUACCAGUCUUCGAGUACUCAAGUCAUGGAAUACCGCUGGUCAAAAAUGGUUUUCCAAUAACAAUAUUUCAAACUACUUGCAAGAUAAUGUGGAGCUUCUCUGGGCCCUUAACUUUGCCACGUACUUUGCUUGUACUGUACUCACUUAUAUUCAGGAUAGAUAUGGCAUAGGCUAUGCGCUUCCUGAGAGCAUACAUUUGCUAGACACCAAGGACUUGGGCUCGUUCCUUUCAUUUACGAUGAUAUUUGUUGCUACAUCUCUAUCCUUUAUUUUCAAAAUGGUUCAGUUUUACGUUGAUGGAAGGUCGCUCCCAAAAAUAUUAAGUUGGCCCUUAAACUGGGCUCUAGUCAAUUUUGGCGUAGAAUUAAAUGAAUACAGUGCUGCUGCCACUGAUCCUACCAGCAAGUUUCUUUUGCAAAAAGCUAGUGUGCUGCUUUCAAAAUUAAGCGUGAACACGUUAUUUGGAGGAUUGAUUAUUCGAUUAAUCAUUGGCAGAUUGAGAGGUAGGAGAGUGGGAAGAAUUACAGACAUAACAAACGCGGUUACAAUCUACUUGCUUCAUCAAACCGAUUGCAGUAACAUUCCUAUCUUUUUGGUCCUUAUGAUUGCAAAGUUUUUAUUGUCAAAGCUAGUUGUUCAAAAGACCUCUAAUAUCGACGAUUACGUACUUGUGAUUACUUCAUUAACGCUUUUCCUACAAAACUCGACGUUUUUUUCAAUGGGCAACACAAACUCGUUAGCCACAGUGGAUUUAUCCAAUGCAUAUAAUGGUAUCGAAUCAUACAAUAUCUUCUUGGUUGGUUUACAAACAUUCACAUCAAAUUUUGCCGGUCCUAUCUUUUGGUCACUUUCGGCCUUGCAGUUGAUCUUUGAGCCAAGUAUCGUGUCUUGCAGUAAACGCAAAAGCAAGUCGGUAGAAUUGAUAGAUUAUCCAAAGUUAACGACCACAAUAAUCUUGGUCAAAUCACUAAUCCUGUUGUUGUUUUACUCCAUUUCCGCUGUGGGUCUAAUCGUUUCGUGUAUAAACUUGAGAUUUCAUUUAUUUAUUUGGACAGUUUUUUCGCCAAAGUUGCUAUUUUUUGGAAGCUGGCUUGUAUUUGUCAAUUUUUUAGUGGAUAUAGUAUCCGCCAUGGUCAUUGUCUCCGUAUAA